AUGGCGGAGGCUACGAUAAUGGUGCUGAAGGACGUUGAUCUAGGGUGUAAACGCUGUCACAAGAAGAUCAAGAAACUGCUCAAUAAAAUUCCUGAAAUACUAGACUGGACUUUCUUUGAGAAGGAAAACGCUGUGAUGAUCAAAGUGGUAUCCAGCUCCCCUGAGAAUAUCAAAAAGCAGCUUCUCAGUGAAGGUGGCGAAACCAUCAAGAAGAUCGAGGUACUCGAGAAAAAACCUAAACCUCCAGCAGACAAGCCAAAAGGGGCCGAGGAAAAGCCACCGACUCCAGUACGAGGGUGCCCACCAUUCUAUCCAACUGGGGUGUGCUGUAACUGUAAGCCAUGCUCUGAGGGGCGUGGUGGUAGCCCAUGCCACCAUGGCUGUGGGAUUCCGUGCCAACCACCAUCCCAUGAUGGAUAUGUGAGGCUAGUGCCAUCCUUUGGUGGCUGGACUUCUGGGUGUCGCUGUAACAGAAGCUGUGGUGGUUGCCGCUGUGAAAUCUUUAGUAAAGAAAAUCCCACAUGCACCAUCCUGUGAAUCAUACUCCAUUAAUGUGAUUGUCCUUGUCUGGUUCCUUAAUUCCUUCUCUUAGUUGGGUGUUGAGUCAGUUCUUUCGGGCCGGUUCUUUUCUCUUCCACGACAUUAAGGUUGUAUAGGCCAAUUGAUUAAUAUUAAUGUUUGUGGACUAAUAGAUGUCGAUUUCAUCAUCCUUAGAUGAUAGAUUGUUCUGACCACAUUCAUCAAGUAAG
Molecule: messenger RNA, 749 nt
Organism: Vitis riparia (riverbank grape)
Lineage: Eukaryota; Viridiplantae; Streptophyta; Magnoliopsida; Vitales; Vitaceae
Exons: 3
Coding region: 1-537 (178 amino acids)
Biological process (GO): regulation of defense response to fungus
Molecular function (GO): metal ion binding
Source: RefSeq, a predicted model, not a curated record